AUUGUGACGCGGUGGUUUCUUGAUCGUUGCAGUUUCGAGAAGGUCGCCUUCAGGAGGACCCCGGAGUCCGCCGCCGCGGCCGAGGAGGACGGCAACCACACGGCCACGGUCACGGCGGUCAUCUUCGAGGCCGGCCACCGCGACACCGUCGGGGGCACGGACGUCUCCGGCGAGCGCGCGCUCUGCUGCACGCCGGACAUGGCGAAGCACGGGGCGUGCACCGAGGGGGCGGUGAUGUACCGCGCGUCGCGGAACGCCACCGGCUGGCCCAAGGUGCUCUCGGCGUCCUUCCUCCCUGGUGGCCUCGAGGCUUCGUUCCCGGACGAGACCGUCGCCGUGUCGCGCACCGGUAUGUACACCCUCCUCUUUGUCCACUGCGACGCCUCGCUCGCCGGCGCCGGCGGGCAGGUGGCGGCCGCCGGCAAGACCAUCUGGAAGAACAGCCGCGGCUACCUCCCGGGGCGGAUGGCGCCGCUAGUGCCCUUCUACGGCGCCAUGUCGCUGUCGUUCGCGGCGCUGGCGGCCUACUGGUUCGCGCAGUGCGCGCGGUUCUGGCGGGAGGUUGUGCCGCUCCAGAGCUGCGCCACGGUUGUGAUCGCGCUGGGGAUGGCGGAGGCCGCCACGUGGUACCUGGACCUCGCCGAGUUCAACGAGUCCGGCGUCCGCCCGCGCGGGGCCACGCUCUGGGCGGCAACCGCCGGCGCGCUCCGCGGCGCGGCGGCGCGCGUGCUGGUGCUGGCCGUGGCCAUGGGCCACGGCGUGGUCAGGCCGGCGCUGGCGGGGCUCAAGAGUGCCAGGGUGGCCGGCCUCGGCGCCGCGUUCUUCGUGGCGGCGGAGGCACUCGAGGUGUGCGAGAACGUCGGCACCGUCAGCGACCACUCGACGUCGCCGGCGAGGAGGCUGCUCCUGGUGCUCCCCGUGGCGGCGCUGAACACGGUGUUCGUGUACUGGAUAUUCAGCUCGCUGUCCAAAACUCUGAACAAGCUCAAGGCGAGACGGAUGACAGCGAAGCUGGAGAUGUACCGGAGACUCAACAACGCGUUGAUCAUCGCUGUGGCCGUGUCUCUUGGCUGGAUAACAUUUGAGAUCCACUUCAAGUCGACGGAGGAGUACAACGAGCGGUGGCGCGCGGCGUGGGUGAUCCCGGCGGGGUGGCAGCUCAUCUCCUUCUCGCUGCUCUGCGCCAUCUGCCUCAUCUGGGCACCCUCGCAGACCUCGACGAGGUACGCCUACUCGGGGGAGGAGGAGGAGGGCGAGGACGUGGACCGUGACCUGGAGGACACGCGGCCGCUGAUCAGGCCCGGCCCGCUGUCAUACGUGGACACCUGGGCGAUCUCCGUCUCGCAGGACGCCACCAAGAUCAUCCUGCGAACCGACUCCGGCGUGUACGCGAAAGCCGCCGGCGAUGGAGGCAAGCGGGUGUAGUGUAAGCUCCGGCACUGUACGUAGAGCUCUCCAGGAGCUGGGGAUCGCUGACGAUUUUAUUUUCUUUUUUUCUGGAAGUAAACAUGUCGUGUUAGGGAACACAAAAGGCUUCUCACAAACUGUAGUAAAGACUAAAGAGUGGUCUGAUUA
Messenger RNA from Setaria italica (foxtail millet), 1575 nucleotides. Its product is annotated as transmembrane protein 87A. The annotation marks the transcript as partial. The record is from RefSeq and is a predicted model, not a curated record. Lineage: Eukaryota; Viridiplantae; Streptophyta; Magnoliopsida; Poales; Poaceae. Gene Ontology annotation, cellular component: Golgi apparatus; membrane. Gene Ontology annotation, biological process: transport. The transcript is spliced from 4 exons.